Molecule: messenger RNA, 1047 nt
Organism: Talaromyces proteolyticus
Lineage: Eukaryota; Fungi; Ascomycota; Eurotiomycetes; Eurotiales; Trichocomaceae
Exons: 3
Coding region: 19-1047 (342 amino acids)
Biological process (GO): DNA-templated transcription; regulation of DNA-templated transcription
Cellular component (GO): nucleus
Molecular function (GO): zinc ion binding; DNA-binding transcription factor activity, RNA polymerase II-specific; DNA binding
Source: RefSeq, a predicted model, not a curated record
GUUCAAAGGCGGUCUAAGAUGGAGCCGGGAACGCAUCCACAACUCAGAAAACAGCGUAGAAAAGCCUUCAUGGCUUGCAUACAUUGUAGAGCCUGUAAAACAGGCUGCGAUGGCAAGUCACCGGCAUGCUCUAGAUGUGCUGGUCGUGGUUUGCGGUGCGAGUAUUUACCCAUCCGAAAGAUGCGAGGUCCUGGGAAGAAGAAAAGGAGUGUCAAACACUUGGAACAGCGACCCAGCCUACCACAAACCGAGUUUCAGGGGAGAGUUGUGUUAGAUAACAACGAGAACUACUCAUCCAACAAUGAUGGCUCGUCUGCUGCGAUGAUAGAUAUACCUGAACCUCAUGUCCAUCUCGAACUAUCUGGGGAGUCCAGAGACUUAGAAGCGCUUCUACAGCAGAAUUUUCCAAUGUUUCUUGAACCUGAGAACAAUAUGGUGGCUCUCCAAGACUUAAAGCGGGCUAUUGAAGAAGAACAGACGUCGCCCGAAGGUUUUGUUCCUCUAAUAUCCCAAGAUCAGAUUCAGCACAUAUUUGAGAUCACCUAUAACGAAAUUAUGGCAGUUUGUCCAAUUUUCGAUCUUCCGACGCUCAGCAGGCUCAACGCCGAACAGCACGCGGUCAGCAGCGCUCAUCCGGCUAGUAAUCCAGCCCGAUGGGCAAUUAUAACUACUUGGAUUGCCAUGGGGGUGCUCUUCAAGACGACGUCUGGGUCAGAAGACGAACUGAAUUAUGUUAGUAAGGCCUACUAUCGCAACGCGGUCUUGGUACUUCCAGACCUUAUCCUGCAGCCUGCAAGCAAAGAAACAAUUCAGGCGCUGCUGUUUAUGGCCAUGUAUGCCGAGUGCUCGAUGGAUCAUCGAUCUUAUGUUAUGUUAGUGACCAAUGCUGUCCGUCAAAUUGAGCUUUUAACUCCACGACUUUCUGAAGUGCGGGACCGGUGUGAGAAAGAGUCCUGCAAGAAUGAGCUGUCCUUUGCGCAACUACAGGACAUUAAGGUUGCCAGUAAUUACGGCAUGACAUUACUUUUAGGUUCUCUUGUCAUCUAG